Molecule: messenger RNA, 816 nt
Organism: Lentinula edodes (shiitake mushroom)
Lineage: Eukaryota; Fungi; Basidiomycota; Agaricomycetes; Agaricales; Omphalotaceae
Exons: 3
Coding region: 1-816 (271 amino acids)
Source: RefSeq, a predicted model, not a curated record
AUGUUGGCGAGCUCACCGAAGAACGCGCUAUCCUGGUUUAAUCAUGACCGCAGCGAGCCAUUCUGUCUCUUACAGUCUUCCUCCAACACUAGCGUGACGUUGGUCUUCUGUCUCCAACAAUUCGACGAGCGGGCAUUUUGGGUUUUUGUACAGGUUCCGUCGACUUUUGCGAAACGUGAGCCGGAAUUUGUACAUGAUAUCGAAGACAUUCGACCAUCGGAGUUAUUCUGUGACCAACCUGAUAUAAUUUCGCUCAUUGACGAACUACCAAAUCCUUGCCUUGAUGUGGGUUCCUGUGGAAUUCUCCGCAUCUCUGGGUCGUUUUGGGCCAACGAAGUGGCCAAGGACAACAUUUCUUCCGAGCAUCAUCCCGCUGGAAUAUUGAAUAUUGAAGGGCUAGACGAAGCUGCUGAUAAAGUUUCCGUGGAUAUGCUUAUGCGACGUCUUUCCCAAAUAUUUGCUCAGGGCUACAAUUGGGAGCCUAAAGCGCCGUCCCUAACGAUAGCAAUUGCGGACAUCCCAGAAGAAGAUCAGAAGCAUGGCAGAUUCCCGACUAUAGUUGAUGACACCGGCGCUACUUCUAGUGUUGUGGGAGCCCGGAAAUUCCGAAGUCUGAAGUCCAUCAAGGUCAAUACUGCUGGCUCUAAUGCCGCUCGGGUUCGAAGAGCUAAAACCCUCAGGUCUUCCGAUGAUGGUGCACGAGUUUUCGUUAGCAGAACUGGGAAGAACCGCAAUGGACGAGCUCCAGCUAGGAUGGCGCCUGAUCGAGUUAACUCUACUGCUUCAUCGAUGUUGACCUAUUCCUACAAAGAUUGA